Orbicella faveolata is the source of this 1945-nucleotide messenger RNA. Its product is annotated as V-type proton ATPase subunit C 1-B-like. Gene Ontology annotation, cellular component: vacuolar proton-transporting V-type ATPase, V1 domain; lysosomal membrane. Gene Ontology annotation, biological process: proton transmembrane transport. The record is from RefSeq and is a predicted model, not a curated record. NCBI's taxonomy places the organism in Eukaryota, Metazoa, Cnidaria, Anthozoa, Scleractinia, Merulinidae. Gene Ontology annotation, molecular function: proton-transporting ATPase activity, rotational mechanism.
GGGAAAAUAGUGAUAGAUCGGUGGUAGUUAAGUCUUCGGAGAUUCGUACGAAAAACACGUUCAUGUUAGCAUUAACUGCUUAGAUUUUUGAUAAGACUAGCUGACAGGAUGGCAGAGUAUUGGCUUAUUUCAGCUCCCGGUGAUAAAACACCACAACAAACGUAUACAAACCUCAAAGGCAAGAUGACCGGUCUCACCCCGGUCUUCCAACUUCAACUUCCCGAGCUUAAGGUGGGAACCUUGGAUACGCUUGUUGGGCUGUCAGAUGAUCUGGGGAAAUUGGAUGGAUUUGUUGAAAGUGUCACUCGAAAGUUAGCUCACUACAUGGUUGAUGUGUUAGAGGAGCAUCAGGACAGAGUGAGAGAAAAUCUGCUUGCAAAUGGCCAGGACCUGUCAAACUUUGUAACCAAGUUUCAGUGGGAUUCCGCUAAAUAUCCCAUCAAACAGUCACUGAGGAACUUGACAGAAAUCAUCAGCAAGCAAGUGACACAGAUUGAGCAUGACCUGAAGACCAAGGCAUCUGCGUACAACACAAUCAGAGGCACUCUGGCUUCCUUGGAGAGAAAAGCUACGGGAAGCCUUCUCACAAGAAAUCUUGGUGACCUGGUGAAAAAGGAAGAUUUUGUUUUGGACUCUGAAUACCUCACCACUCAGUUAGUGGUUGUCCCAAGGGCCCUGUACAGUGAAUGGCAGAAGGCAUAUUGGAAACUAACAGAUAUGGUUGUUCCGGAAUCAUCACGAUUAGUUUUUGAAGAUAAUGAACACGGUUUGUUUACUGUCACCUUGUUCAAGAAAGUGGUGGAUGAGUUCAAACUUCAUGCAAGAGACAAGAAGUUUUUAGUUCGUGAGUUUGUAUAUGAUGAACAGGCUCUGGAAGCAGGAAAAAACGAAAUCACAAAACUGGAAUCCGACAGGAAAAAACAAUUUGGUCCUCUCGUGAGGUGGCUAAGAGUGAACUUUAGUGAUUCAUUCAUUGCGUGGAUUCAUGUCAAGGCCCUUCGUGUGUUUGUGGAGUCAGUGUUAAGAUAUGGCCUCCCGGUAAACUUCCAAGCUAUGCUUCUACAGCCUUCCAAGAAGUCACAUAAGAAGAUAAAAGACAUGCUCGACUCGUGUUAUCAGCAUCUUGAUAACCAAGGCUUUAGUUCCACCAUGUAUGACGCUCACAAUCUCGACAUCCCAGGGCUCAGUUUGUCUCAGCAAGAAUAUUAUCCGUACGUUUUCUAUCAAAUAAAAUUAGACCUAAUUGAACGGUAGAGAAAGACAGAGAAUAGAUAAUGAACGUUUUAAUAUGAAUUAAUUAAUUUCAGGCAAAUUUCACACGGGAUGUCAAUUGUAAUUUUUAUUAUACAGCGAGAGACUGACUGUUUGGCUCGUGGGAAAUGGUUCUCAGAUAAUUUGUCAGUUCGGUUAAGUGACGUUGACAAUACUAAUCUACCUGCAGAAUUAUACAAAGAUGAUAUUGAACUGUAAAUACAAUAACAAGAUAAGUGAGCGAGAUUGUCUUUUCGGUUGCCGCUAACUGCGGUUGGAUUGAUCUAGUCUGUGUACAUUUUAUCGAUCAGUAUUCUACAUAAAAAAUGCUUCUACUUCCUUUUCUGUUUUUGUUCAUACAAAAAUGGUGAUGAUGCAUUGUUGUAAAAGACAGUUGAUGAAAAUGAAGUUUGUGGAUUACCUGGAUUCUCACAACUGACGGUCAAGCAAAUGUAUAACAGUGAAUGAGGAAAUUAGAAUUUCAGUAUUUUUUUUUUCCAUCGCCGCCUAAACAUUCAUACAACAUUUAGAAAGUCGUUUUGCUUGAUCGUUCUCCAGAUAUCUCAAUAGGUAGCACUGGCCGGGACUUAUGUCCAUCCUCUUCUUGAUAAUUUAGUAAUUUAUCAGCAUGUAAGGUCAUGCAUAUUUUAACGACGUGAGUAUGAAAUAAAAUUGAUAAGUGGACGAGUAAGAA